This is a messenger RNA of Ciona intestinalis (vase tunicate), 1264 nucleotides long. Lineage: Eukaryota; Metazoa; Chordata; Ascidiacea; Phlebobranchia; Cionidae. The record is from RefSeq and is a predicted model, not a curated record.
AAUAGCGCAGAUGUAAAAUAAUAUGAGUUUAAAUUUAGAAUAUUAAAGUCUUGAACGUACAGUUUAUGUUAUAACUGUACACUAUCUUCAUGCUGCUGACCAUCAAAUUAUUGAGAGAAUUCCCCCGAGAAAAUAUACUGUUUUUAAGAUGUUUUCUGGUGGCCUUUUGUCUCGAAACUUAGGCCGCAAACACAGGAAUAAUGCGCCGAAAACAAACACGGAUACAAAUAAAAGCAAUCCACUUAAAGGGAAGACAGAUGGAGCCCGACAACGCCGACAGAGAUCUACUGACACGAAGUUAAUUAACUGGUGCGAUGGCGACGGUCGAUACAGACGAAAGAUAGUGCGAGAAGUAAACUCACGUCCCACUUACACCAUCGAGGUUCCUGGAAAUGUAAAACUUCUGUCGCCAGGUGGCGGCAUUGCUGUGGUCGGGUUCCUUUUUCUUAUUGCAGGAUCUGUAUUCACGUGGUUUCUCCGUACCUGCCUAUGCGGGCCAGUCGGCAUCGGUGUUGGUCUAUUUGUCAUCCUUGUAGCUGUUACGCUGAUACUUGAAAAUCGUAACUCUUCAAGUAGAUUGUUCCAUCUUACGGAUCCGUACACUGAGUUCGCCGUUUCAGCAAACAAUACCAAGACCAAAUCAAAGGAGAGAAUACGAACACACAAUUGCUUACGUGAUGACCGCAUUGAAAAGACGUACCCAUUUGAUAUCCGGCAAUCCACAUCCAGUCUAAACUGGCAAAAACCGGAUGGUUUCGAUUCGUGUACAAGUCCCAUUGCAACAGGCGGUACAAUCAGAAAGCGACCAUCCACACUUUUCCCAUGGGACAGAGACAUUACUAAUUCUAAAACUGGAACACCGUCACCGACUUUCCAAUUUCAGCAGUCGCCGGUUUAAACCAGAAAUCGGGUUUCUGUGACAUUUAACUAUAACGGUAUGCCAGUACGUCUGGUAUACUAGCAGAGUUAAAAGGAGCUGUAUUUAGAUUUAACUAUCAAGUUGUAUUUUAACGAGAACUGUGUCUGCUUCUUACAUGUUUCUAUAUACCGCGCUUAUUAUGCCAGCGUACGCUCAGAAGCGUGCAUUUUUUCGAUAUUUCAACCAUACAGUGAAACAUUAACAAUAAUUUUGAGUUUUGUAUCAAAAGAGAAGUAUAUGUUAGCCAGCAAAGGCAUACGAAUUGUAUAAUGUCACAAUGUUAACGUCGUACGCGCUGUUGUUAUACAGUUGUUUUUAAUUUAUAAAAACCACAAGUUCUGCUCA